AUGGAUAGUAAUUUACUCUCAGAGCUUACACGCCAACGUCGCCUGUCUCCGGACAACUCGCGCGCUCAGCAGGACGGCUCCCCGACCCCGCCGGGCAAUGGACCUCCCCGUCGGAGAGCUCCGCCUCAAUUUCACCCAGGGAUGACAGAGGAAGAGACUGUCCAGUACAUCAGGGCCUACAAGGCUUGGUUCGAGGAGGACCGCCAAAUCCCUCCUGAACCAGCGCUCCCCAUCGACCCGAGCUCCCUGAUUUCUGAGCAAGUUGACCGUCGUGCAGCGCUUGAGGAGGCCGCUCGUCGCGACAGAGCAGCCUCCGGCAUUCCGAUCUUUACCACCAUCGUCGGCUUUUCGAAGCAUUCGAGUGCGACCCCCAUUGAACGCUUGGAGCCUGUGACCUUCGCCGGGAUGCUCGUGCGUCGCGCACAUGUUGGAAAAUAUCUCCUUUGCCGCAUCGUCGCUCCAUCCCGCAUCGUAGCAAUCCAGACGGUGGUCGAGGACAUCGAUGGCCGAGUACACGACCUAUCCAUCUACAAUUUCCCCGCUACUUUCGACUGUUCUCUGGAACACCUCGAUGCGUUGUUCCCCAUUGGGACUGUCCUUGCUAUUCGCGAGCCCACCUUCAAGGCACCCAUGCAAGGCGACCGUCCGAUCGUCAGGGUUGAUACUCCCUCCGACCUCACGUUCGUCGUCCCCAGCAGUCCUCUCCUCCGCCGCGUGACCUGGACGACCGGCCCUGCGGUCCCCAAGUCGCCCACCGAGCCCGCGACUCUCGACGCAUGGCGACAACGUGGAAACGCCUACUUCAAUUCGAACCAAUGGUUCCUUGCUGCAUGGGCAUACUCGCGGGGCCUUGUUAUGGACCCCCAGGCAGCCGUCGUCCGCUCGAACAGGGCAGAGGUCUACAUCCGUUUGGAGUACUACUCAGGUGCAGCUUAUGACACACUGCGUGUCCUCUCGGCUACAGGUCUCCCGGACGCGCUUUCGGACAAAACCAUCUUCCGUCUAGCGAAGGCACAAUACGGCAGAGGAGAAUAUGCCGAGGCAGAAGAAAACGUCGCCAGGUGGCAUGCGCGCCAUCCAGAAGAUUCUGCCGCAGCGCCCUGGAUUGCCAGAUGCCGGGCGAGGCGUGCGGAGCGCCAAACCGGUCAGUACGACUGGGCCUCGCUGUUCCGCAAGGCAGCGAAAGAUAUCCGACUCGAUGUUGCCGAUUACAUGGGACCAAUGGAGAUAUCUCAGAUGACAAAUCGCGGCGGUGGUCGAGGAGUCGUCGCCAAAAGGGCCAUCCAUACAGGUGAACUACUCCUUGUAGCCAAGCCCUUCGCAUCCGCAUACGCCGCUGAUCUCCCCCAGGACAAGAUCGUCAUAACCCUCGACCUCAUCUCCAAUAUCUCCAAGGAGAGGACCGACGCCGUGCUCAUGGCCGCCAUCAUUGAGAAACUAUACGGGAACCCCGACCUGCGUGACCAGGUGUAUCAUCUGUACGCGGGUCCGGACCACCCCUCUCCCCCUGGCUCUUAUCCCCCACCUCUUGGCCCCGCAGUCGCAGUAGAUCCCUUCUCGCCCUCCAUCGACAUAGACAUAGCGCAACUCGAAGCGAUAUGCACCUACAACAACUUCUGUCCUCUCCGCCUCGAAGAUAAACAGAUGGCUCAAGAGGCGAAGCCUACCGGCCUCUACCCUCUCGCAUCGCUCUUUAACCACUCCUGCGUCGCGAACGCGAUUUGGUACUGCAUCGGUGAUGUCAUGAUCAUCCGCGCUGCGGAACCCGUCCCAGCGGGUACAGAGAUCACGAUCCCAUACAGCGUCGAGGAGUCGUACUUCGCCCGUCAGUCCGUCCUCAAGAAGCACAUGCUCGAACAUUGCACGUGCUGGCUGUGCGAGGAGGAUCGGAAGGACGGCGACGAGCAACUCCGGCGUCGCCAAGAGCUCAACGAACGAGUUCUCUCUCGUCGGCUGCUCCCGGCAUCCCUGCUAGAAGCUCAGCAAUUUGAGGAGGACGUGCGAAAGACAUUCGCGCCCACGCGGGGUCCCAUCCGACCCAUGCACGCCCUCGCGCUCCACAUCGUCGCGGAGAAACAGCGGACGUCUGGUGAUCCUCGCUUGCUGAAGGAAUCGUUGCAGGCGGACAUGGAAGCUCUGCGGUGCCUUGGAUUCGACGUUGCGGAGGAGAGUAGCAGGGGCCAGAACGAAUUGCCCGUUGGAAGCGAUCGUAUCCCGACGGUGACAAGUUUUCUUGAGCCUUCUGGGAUGAUGCUUCGGAUGGCGUGCACGUACCUGAACUUGCAUGAUCAUGCAAAGGCGGUCCCGUGGUUGAGGGCGGCGUUAUGGCUGACGGAUACCUCAGUCGGAGGUGGAAAGGAUUUGUUCAUGCUUGUUCACGAAGAUGCGUUGAAACAACUGGGCAUUCACGAGUUUGCAGCGCAGGUUCUCUGAGUCGCAACGUCAUCUCGUCCCCGUCUUACAAAGUCGAAACAUGUAUCCCUG
Dichomitus squalens LYAD-421 SS1 is the source of this 2484-nucleotide messenger RNA. RefSeq lists its product as uncharacterized. The transcript has 6 exons. The record is from RefSeq and is a predicted model, not a curated record. Lineage: Eukaryota; Fungi; Basidiomycota; Agaricomycetes; Polyporales; Polyporaceae. The coding region runs from base 1 to 2433 and encodes 810 amino acids. Gene Ontology annotation, molecular function: protein binding.